AUGCUGGCGCCAGCCCUGAACGUUCAAGCCAUACGCGGCCAGGAACUUGUGGUACACGAGCAUGUCGACUCUCUCGUUCGUCAGAUUGGGCUGGAGAUGAAUGAUAAGCCCAGCGUUGAGAUGAGACAAUGGAUUGACUGGCAUACGUGGGAUCUCGCCAGUGACGUGGCGUACAACCUCAAGUGCAAUCAAGUCAAGGACAAUAAGUCGUCGGGCGCUCUGCAUCCUCUCAACGAAACCGAGCUGGGUUUUCUAACAAUGUACGUUGAAAAGGAUGAACUCUUUUUCAGUAUGUUCGUCAGGGUCGGGCUGUGGGCAACGACCCAGCAGGUCGCCCUGACGUUCCCUACGGGCAUCAGGGUCCAGAGGCAAACCACGACUGUCCAAACAUGCCACAUUGCAAUGACCCGAUCGGAACGGUGGUUCGAGGACGCCCGGUCCAUUUGCCCGGGGCGCUUCCUACCAAACGACCACCAGCCCUACGAUACGCGCUCCGACAGGGACGCUCGCGGUUCCUUUGCACCCUUCUCUCUGGGACCCCGCGGCUAUCCCUGUACGAAUUCCGCAAUGCGACGUCUAAGGAUCGUUAUUGCGCAGAUGGUGUGGAGCUUUGACAUGAAGCUCACGAACAAGGACCAGAUCGACUGGGAAAGGGACGCCUACUUGUACGGCAUCUGGGAACAUGUAGGACUUUGGGUGAAGACGAUCCUGCGGCCUGGUUUAGGAAAGACGUUGCUAGCAUGA
Colletotrichum destructivum is the source of this 744-nucleotide messenger RNA. RefSeq names its product Putative cytochrome P450. Gene Ontology annotation, molecular function: heme binding; monooxygenase activity; oxidoreductase activity, acting on paired donors, with incorporation or reduction of molecular oxygen. The record is from RefSeq and is a predicted model, not a curated record. The coding region runs from base 1 to 744 and encodes 247 amino acids. The transcript has 4 exons. Lineage: Eukaryota; Fungi; Ascomycota; Sordariomycetes; Glomerellales; Glomerellaceae.